GAGGAGGUGGGGAGAUCCGGCUCGAGUGGAGGCUACGACGUCUCCUUCCUUCCUGGUUCCUGCAGGAGCUGCCGCCGCUGCUCAGCUCACAGAGAGAGACGGUGACUCAGAGGCAGUGCAGGGAGGCAGGCAGACCCGGCAGUCCAUGGGCACUACGGACAGUCUCAGGACCAUUAGGUGACAUUUCCCCCUGCCCACUACUCUGAUCGGAUACUUCCUCAUCCCCCUGAAUGGAUAGCCAGGAGAAGGACCCUGGCUCCCCUCAUCGGGCUGCUGCUCCCUCCCUCUCAGACAGCACCCAGCCUUCUAAGCACAUCACCCAGCAGGGUUUGGAACUAUGGGAAGUAGUGGAAGAGCCUCAGGGAAGACUGGGGCCAGAAGGCUCCCAAGCAGAGAGGCAAGAAGGUCAUUUGCUCAAGAAGAGAAAGUGGCCCCUGAAGGGCUGGCACAAGAGAUACUUUGUUCUGGAGGAUGGAAUCCUUCGCUAUGCAAACACUAGGCAGGAUAUUGCCAAGGGGAAGCUCCACGGCUCCAUCGAUGUCCGAUUGUCUGUCAUGUCAAUCAACAAGAAGGCUCAGCGAAUUGACCUUGACACUGAGGAUAACAUUUACCACCUCAAGAUCAAAUCCCAGGAGCUGUUCCAAAGCUGGGUGGCCCAGCUCUGUGCCCACCGAAUGGCACAGCGCCCAGAUAUGGCCAGAUGCCCAAAGCUACCAGUGAGUAGCACCAACCGGAAGGCAUCCAGUGCCCGCCUGGCAUCCACAGACAAUGUCUCUGCCCUGCCUGGCCUCGGCUCUCGGGACAAGGUGUCAUCUUGGCUGAAAGACAGUGAAGGACUAGAUCGGUGUUCCCAUGAGCUCUCUGAAUGCCAGGGGAAACUUCAGGAGUUGCAUAAACUACUCCAGAGCCUGGAAUCUUUGCACCGAAUCCCGUCUGCUCCCGUCAUCUCCACCCACCAGGCCUCAGUGACCACUGAGAGACCCAAGAAGGGGAAGAGAACCAGUCGAAUGUGGUGCACUCAGAGCUACGCCAAGGAUGACACCAUUGGAAGGGUGGGCCGUCUCCAUGGUUCAGUUCCCAACCUGUCUCGAUACCUGGAAUCCCGGGAGCCCUCUACUCCUCGAGGGCUGCCCCCAACAGACUAUGCCCACCUGCAGCGAAAUUUCUGGGUCCUAGCACAGAAGGUGCAUGGCUCUCUCAGCAGCGUCCUGGCUGCCCUCACUGCUGAAUGGGAUCGACUUCGGGCCAGUCACCAGGGUUCAGAGAUGCAGAGACUAGGGGUCUCUGAGGUUCCAGAUGGCCAGAGACGCUCCCAUACCCUGUCCAUCUCCUCUGACACAACAGCUGAUUCCUUUAGCUCCCUCAACCCUGAAGAGCAGGAGGCUCUGUACAUGAAAGGUCGAGAGCUAACCCCCCAGCUUUCCCAGCGCAGUGUCCUGUCCCUGGCCGAUUCCCAUACAGAGUUCUUUGAUGCUUGCGAGGUUUUUCUCUCUGCCAGCUCUUCAGAGAAUGAGGGCUCAGAGGAAGAGUCCUGCACCAGUGAAGUCACCACUAGCCUGUCAGAGGAGGUGCUGGACAUCGGGAGCUCUGAGCACUGCCAGAAAGGCAGCUGUGUUCCAGGGGGAGCCGGGCUCCCCGCUCGGCGGCGCUGCCUGCCCGCUGCCAGCGGCCCGGGGACCGACGUGAGCCUGUGGAAUAUUCUGCGUAACAACAUUGGCAAAGACCUGUCCAAGGUAUCCAUGCCGGUACAGCUCAACGAGCCCCUCAACACGCUUCAGCGGCUCUGUGAGGAGCUCGAGUACAGCAACCUGCUGGACCAAGCGAGCCGUACGCCAGACCCCUGCGAACGCAUGUUAUACAUUGCAGCCUUUGCUGUCUCUGCUUAUUCCUCUACCUAUCACCGGGCCGGAUGCAAACCUUUCAAUCCUGUUCUGGGGGAAACCUAUGAGUGUGAGCGGCCAGACCGAGGCUUCCGAUUCAUUAGUGAGCAGGUUUCCCACCAUCCACCUAUAUCUGCUUGUCAUGCAGAGUCAGAUAACUUCAUCUUCUGGCAAGAUAUGAAGUGGAAGAACAAGUUUUGGGGGAAAUCCCUUGAGAUCGUACCCGUGGGGACUGUGAAUGUCAGACUUCCCCGGUUUGGGGACCACUUUGAGUGGAACAAGGUCACAUCCUGUAUCCACAACAUCCUAAGUGGCCAGCGCUGGAUUGAACAUUACGGGGAGGUACUCAUUCGAAACACUCAGGACAGCUCCUGCCACUGCAAGAUCACCUUCUGUAAGGCAAAGUAUUGGAGUUCCAGUGUCCAUGAGGUACAAGGGGCUGUGUUCAGCAAAAGUGGGCGUGUUAUCCACCGGCUCUUUGGCAAGUGGCAUGAGGGGCUGUACCGAGGGCCCCCACCUGGUGGCCAGUGCAUCUGGAAACCGAACUUGAUGCCUCAGGACCACGAGCGGAACUUUGGCUUUACACAGUUUGCCCUGGAGCUGAACGAACUGACAGCUGAGCUGAAGCGCUCUCUGCCUUCCACCGACACUCGGCUUCGGCCAGACCAGAGGUAUCUAGAGGAGGGGAAUAUUCAGGCUGCCGAAUCCCAAAAACGGAGGAUCGAACAGCUUCAACGAGACCGCCGCAAAGUGAUGGAGGAGAAUAACAUCACCCACCAGGCUCGAUUCUUCAGGAGGCAAACAGAUGGCAAUGGAAAGGAGUGGUGGGUCACCAAUAACACCUACUGGAGACUGAGGGCUGAGCCCGGCUAUGGGAACCUGGAUGGGGCUGUGCUUUGGUAACCUUGGCCCCUGGAGGGGGUUGCAGAGACCUUUAGCGCUCCUCGAGGGCAAUGUGCUACUUCUUUCUCCUAUUGCCUUGCAACACUAUGGAUGCAUGGAAUGGGGCAGAACAUUCAUCCUCUUUCCCUGGAGACGAAUGGGCUAGCCUGUCGCUCAUUUCCUCUGCAGGCCAGAGGAACUGGAUCCUAUCAUGUGGGUUUUUUUUGAGGGGGGGGAGGUCACAAGCUUGUGGUGUCUCCCCUACCCUGGUCUUGUUGCACAAGCAACAGACGUGUAAGAUGUGUCUUUGUCCUCUCACAUACCAUUUCGCUUUCCCACACUGGCCUAUGGGAGGGAGACUUCAAACUUUCCACCCGCUGUUCUUUCAUCCAGUGCCUUGGACACGAAGGACUCUGUGACUGUGACCUUCUCCUCAUGACCCUCUCCACCUCCUCCCCUCCAAUAAAUCCUUCCAGAUUUGGCUGAGAUGGGGACAGUCCUUGGUUUCAGCCUCUACAUUGAUGCCCCUCCCUUUGUUGCCAGCAUCCCUCCACCAUUUCCACUUCCCACCCCUUUGUCUUCAACCGUCUCACUGGCUGUUCCCUCAAAAUCUGCAGCACUGAUCUGCUUCUGCUGUCCCUGGGCUCCACCCCUGACACUUUUGUGUUAGCUAUGGGUUCUGUAGGAAAUGAUGUUAAUGCAAAGAAUUGUAGGAUAAAAGAAGCUUGGCAGCAUCUGAGAGUCAGAGGUGGGGCUAGGGCAGGUGUGUGUGUGUGUGUGUGUGUGGUUGGGAAGGGGAUAGAGAAGCUGCUUGCAGGCAGGCAGGCUUCCUCAGAAAUGGCUCCUGGGAUCCUGGGUCCCUCCUCCAUGGUAACUAUUUCUUUUCAGGCCCUCUCUGUCUUAAGGUGAAUUCCCAUGACUUUCUGAGCUCCAAUAAAGGCAGUCCCAGA
Molecule: messenger RNA, 3712 nt
Organism: Trichosurus vulpecula (common brushtail)
Lineage: Eukaryota; Metazoa; Chordata; Mammalia; Diprotodontia; Phalangeridae
Gene: OSBPL7
Product: oxysterol binding protein like 7
Exons: 23
Coding region: 231-2783 (850 amino acids)
Cellular component (GO): intracellular membrane-bounded organelle; perinuclear endoplasmic reticulum; cytosol
Molecular function (GO): cholesterol binding
Source: RefSeq, a predicted model, not a curated record